AUGGUCGCCGCAAAGAAGCAUGUCCCGAUUGUGAAGAAGCACAAGAAGCGCUUCAACAGACACCAGUCUGACACCUACAUGCGUGUUGACCCCUCAUGGCGCAAACCAAAGGGUAUUGACAACCGUGUCCGCCGACGCUUCUCCGGCCAGGCUGCUAUGCCAAAAAUUGGAUACGGCAGCAACAAGAAGACCCGCCACAUGAUCCCAUCCGGACACAAGGUCUUCCUCGUCCAGAACCCCAAGGAUGUUGAGCUAUUGCUCAUGCACAACCGCACAUACGCCGCUGAGAUCGGCCAUGCUGUUUCUUCCGCCAAGCGCGUCGAUAUCAUUGCUAAGGCCAAGGCUCUCGGUGUCAAGGUCACGAACCCCAAGGGCAGACUAACGACCGAAUCGUAA
Nannizzia gypsea CBS 118893 is the source of this 396-nucleotide messenger RNA. RefSeq names its product 60S ribosomal protein L32. Gene Ontology annotation, molecular function: structural constituent of ribosome. The coding region runs from base 1 to 396 and encodes 131 amino acids. Gene Ontology annotation, biological process: translation. Lineage: Eukaryota; Fungi; Ascomycota; Eurotiomycetes; Onygenales; Arthrodermataceae. The record is from RefSeq and is a predicted model, not a curated record. The transcript has 4 exons. Gene Ontology annotation, cellular component: cytosolic large ribosomal subunit; ribosome.